GGCGGCGGUGGCGGCUGGGCGGGCGCGCCUUUCUCACGUGCCGGGGCGGGUCCCGGCCGGCGCCGGCGGAUAAAAGGCGAGGGCGCGGGGCCCGGGCCGAGCGCGUGGCGCGUCCUCCGGCGGGGUCAUGUCGGGCGGCUCAGCCAAGAAGCGCGGCUCGGCGGCGGCGGCCGAGGAGGAGGCGGAGGCGGCGCGGGGGAUGCUGGCGGGCCCGCGGGGCAACGGCUGCGCGGCGGCGGGCGACGGCGGCGGGGUGGCGUUGAAGCGCAACAUCACCCUGCUGAACGGCGUGGCCAUCAUCGUGGGCACCAUCAUCGGCUCGGGCAUCUUCGUGACGCCCACCGGGGUGCUGAGGGAGGCCGGCUCGCCCGGGCUGGCGCUGGUGAUCUGGGCGGCCUGCGGCGCCUUCUCCAUCGCGGGCGCGCUCUGCUACGCCGAGCUGGGCACCACCAUCUCCAAGUCGGGCGGCGACUACGCCUACAUGCUGGAGGUCUACGGCUCGCUGCCCGCCUUCCUGAAGCUCUGGAUCGAGCUGCUCAUCAUCCGGCCCUCCUCGCAGUACAUCGUGGCCUUCGUCUUCGCCACCUACCUGCUCAAGCCGCUCUUCCCCACCUGCCCGGUCCCGCUGGGCGCCGCCAAGCUGGUCGCCUGCCUCUGCGUGCUCCUGCUGACAGCGGUCAACUGCUACAGCGUGAAGGCUGCUACUCGUGUGCAAGACGCCUUUGCAGCCGCCAAGCUCCUGGCCCUCGCCUUGAUCAUCAUCCUUGGCUUCGUGCAGCUUGGGAAGGGUGAUGUCCACAACCUCAGCCCUGAAUAUUCCUUUGAUGGCACCAACACAAAGGUCGGCAACAUUGUUCUGGCCUUGUACAGCGGCCUCUUUGCCUAUGGAGGAUGGAAUUACUUGAAUUUUGUCACAGAAGAGAUGAUUAACCCUUAUAGAAACCUCCCCCUGGCCAUCAUCAUUUCGUUGCCCAUCGUCACCUUGGUCUACGUGCUGACCAACCUGGCUUACUUCACCACCUUGACCGUCAACGAGAUGCUGGUGUCAGAAGCCGUUGCCGUGGAUUUUGGAAAUUACCACCUGGGUGUCAUGUCUUGGAUUAUCCCCGUGUUUGUGGGCUUGUCCUGCUUUGGCUCCGUCAAUGGUUCCCUUUUCACUUCGUCCCGGCUUUUCUUCGUAGGUGCUCGGGAAGGCCACUUGCCUUCUGUCCUGUCCAUGAUCCACCCCCAGCUACUCACCCCCAUGCCCUCCCUUGUCUUCACGUGCGUCAUGACUUUGCUCUACGCCUUCUCCAACGACAUCUUCUCCGUGAUCAACUUCUUCAGCUUCUUCAACUGGCUCUGUGUGGCCCUGGCCAUCAUCGGCAUGAUGUGGCUCCGUUACAAGAAACCGGAGCUGGAGAGGCCCAUCAAGGUUAAUAUCUUGUUGCCCAUUUUCUUCAUCCUUGCGUGCAACUUCCUCAUUGUCGUCUCCUUCUGGAUGACCCCGAAAGAGUGUGCCAUCGGCUUCGCCAUCAUCUUCAGCGGAGUCCCAGUUUACCUGAUCGGGGUCUGGUGGAAAAACAAACCUAAGUGGCUUCUGCAAAGCAUCUAUUCCACCACAGUCCUGUUCCAGAAGCUGAUGGAAGUGGUUCCUCAACAGUCUUAAGAAGGAGGCAAAACCAUUGAUCUUUAGUUUAAGCCAACGCACAACAUUGUUUUUGAAACCUACGUAUGUCUGAUUCCUCCCUGGAAAAACGGAAACUGCAGAGACAGCCCAGAGACCUCUUGGGACCUCUGCCCACCUCUGGCCCUGCUGAGGCCUUCUCCAACUCAGAUCAUGGCAAUUGAGAAGGUGCUGGAGGAAAAGAUGAUCCCAGGUGCAAAUUUUAAAAUUGGGAAGAGGAGGUCGCUUAGAAGAGAAGAGAGGCCUCCACCCAAAUCGAGAAAAAUGGGGAAGCCCACAAGGACGUUUUGUUUACAUGCUCAACUAGGGACUUUAUUUAGUUUCUCCACCAGCUGUCCCAACGUUGGCAGAAAAAGAGGAAAAAAAUGCAGGCAGUGGAUGAGGUCCAGCAACGUAGAGUGUUCCUCAAAAGUCGCCCGCCGACACCGAACACUCCUUGCCAAUAAAGGGGGCUGAAGAAGACAGCAGACUUAACGGCUGAGCGGCCCCCACCUCAGCUCUUCUCAUUCUCAGUGGACUCAGUGGCAUGAGUAUUUUUUUAAAAUUGUUUAAUUUUUUUUAGUGACAUCGUUUUUUUAAGCUUCCUUCUCCUUAGGACUCCCACGUGACCAUCUUGCGCCGAUUUCUCGUAAGGGGUUUUGUAUAGCUUUAAUUGGCAUCCUGACGAAUUCCCCCGUUUGAGUCAGGUUGAAAUUUCUAGACACUCCUCAAAGCAUGAUGGAUUCAUGCAACAGUCUCUAGAGCAAAACUUCUCAAUUUGGGCCACUUCAAGCCGUAUGAACUUCCUGACGGGGGAAUUCGCAAUUGAAGUCCAUACGGCUUAAAGUGCCCCACGUUGAGAAAAACUGCUCUAAAGCAACUGAAUUUGCCAGUUGGGGGAACACCUUGACGUUGGAAAGUUUCCUUACUUGCCAGCCUCAUUUGAACUCUCGUUUUCUACCAGCAUUCAGUGGUUCUACAAAACAUGUUCCAUUUUGGUUUUCUUGCUGUGCAGAAUGCCGUUCAUUACAGCCAAUGUACAUGUAUUCUUAAGAAGGGGACUGGAAGUUACUAUCCUGUGCAGUGGAUGACAUGGGAAGCUUAAGACGGGAGGCUACCAAGUGGGAACAAGCAGAACAUCAGGGUUCUGUGUGUGUCUGCGUGUCGGUUUGUUUAUGCACGUGUGUCUAGUUCUGUGGCACUUUUCUUGAUGUGUAGCUAUGCUCUAAAACAUGCAGCUAGACUUUGGCCUAGCAAGCAAGAGGGUGGGCUUCUGAGUUUUAGGGCAAAGAAUUGAAACCAGCACUCGUGCGAUUGGUUGUCUAUUAUGGCUCUCUCAUGGGACCACAUUGCUUAGAAUUGGGUGGGAUGCUUUGAUUCAUGGGAUCUGUUUUUCCUUCUCUUACAUUCUUGGGGAAUGUCUGGCCUGGAAAAUUUGGUUGCUCUGGAGCAAGGCAACCAAACUUGGCAACUUUAAAACCUGUGGAAUUCAACUCUCGGAAUGUCUGGCCUCCCAGAUGUGUGGACUUCAAUUCCCAGAAUUCCCCAGCCAGCUACUGAAGUUGAUGAGUUGAAGCCCACACAUCUGGGAGGCCAGACAUUCUGGCAGCUGAAGUCCACAAGUCUUAAAAGUAGCCAAGUUUGGACACCCCUGAUUUAGGCUUGAGCCGUGAAAGCUUUCAGCCAGCAUGAGAGCAGGAACCCAGAUGGACAGCACCUCCAUGGAAUAAAACAUAUACAUCCAAACUUUCUAUUGUAAGACAGGAUGCAAGAAGUGGUUUUCCUUUGUUCUGCUUGCAAGAUGCUAACCUUUGCAAGGUUUAUGUGCAUUGUUUUCUUCAUGGAGUUGUGUACUUUGUGGUUAUCUAAACAUGGAAACAGGCAAAAUAAUUUGGCUGAAGUCGAGUGGGGAGAAUAGUCGAGGGUAGCCCAUCUGUCAGUUGUGAUGCCAACAAAUGCGGAAUCUAAAAACCCAGACGCCACAGUGUUGAACAUCAGGGUGGGGGCAUUUUUAACUCUGUCUGCCAGGGUUUCUAGAGUCCUCUGUGCAGCUGUUCCAAAUACACUUCCCCUCUGUUGUCUGUUGCAAAUCGAUUUUUCUGCCUUUAUUUCUUAAUAGUAAGGAAAUGGGCUGCCACUGUAUUUACAAUUUCCAAAUAGCAUGGCAGUUCAGAAAUGCUGAAGUCAUUGUGGUGGUCCUAUUUAGGGACAAUUCCACCAUUCUACAGCACAUCUGGUGUUAAGUGCUGUUUUGUCCUGGGGACAGUAUGGCCCCCAGAUCUCCUGUCCUCCACAUGUGUUGCAUUACAACACCCAUGGUCCCCUGCCCACCCAAUUCACACUUUUUACAAUGAGCCAAGUAGCUGUUUCCCAUCCAAAUUGUGCACCUGCUGUGGGCACACACACACACACACACACACACACGGCUUUGAACAUUAUUCCACCCACCAAUUUAGUAUGCUAGGCGUUUUUUUCAGAAGGAAAAAAAAUGUCCAGAGGGGCAGAAAUGGGGAGUAGAGCCCCACAGGUGAGAACUGCAAAGAACGGUUGCAGUUCAGAGCUUUCCAACUCACCUGCCCUUCUGCCUCCCCCCAGCUCAUUUCCAUUGCUUUCCACUCAAGAAUAUUUGGCAUUCUCUAGGUAUUUACACUGAAAGUUUUGUGGAGCCUUGCAGAAUUGCUUUUGUCUUUCCCUCACCCCGUUCCUUUUGUUCUUAGCUGUGCCUUAUUGUUUUUGGACUUCUGCAAAGUUUUGGCUUCAGUUGCGCUCACCGUUAGGUCAAACCGAAACCAGCCGGCCAAACUGAGAACGGCUUUGCUUCGUUGUGCAUUGCCCAGGUGUCCUUCAUCACGCUUUUCCUUUGAGCCGCGUGGUCCAGUUCUGCACCCCUUUUAUCCACUUUGUGCGUCUGCCUGGUUGACUUUCUAGUUGCUUGAUGUGAAGCGGCUAAGGGUGUAAUUCAACGGGAGCCCAGCUAAGUUCAUUAGCGUUGGGCCCAAAAUCCAUCACUGGUUGGGCUCCAGUGACCGAGGAGAAAGCUCCCAGCUGGUUCCUGAACAAAGGUGAUGUUUCUUCAACUAGAGCAGAGGCGUCCAAGCUUGGCAACUAUAACACCUGUGGGUAUUGGCUGGCUGGAGAAUUCUGGGAGUUGAAGUCCACAAGUCUUAAAAAGUUGCCAAGCUUGGACACCCCUAAACUAGAGUGGAACGGCCAUCUAGGUAACCUGGCAUAGUCCUUCGGGACCUCUUAAGAAUUGUCUUCUUGAUGGACCCAGAAAGACUACAAGCCUGGUAGCCCUUUUCAAGCUCAAAGACUUACGUGCUCGUGCAGAUGGCUGGUCAUGCUCCAAAUAAUUCUGCGGAGCAGGAAGCAAGCAGUGGUGCUUUUUGGAAGAAUGCAAAAAUCCAGGAUUUGUGGCAUUCCAGACCCAGGUUUUCUAAGCCAUUUGCUUGAAACGUUCGUGCAGGUGUCCCUCUUCUUAGGUUGCGCCUCUGUCCUUAAUCAGUUUUCUUUUUAAUCCCCUGGAAGCAGAUUAAUUGCACAACGUUUGUACAGGCAACAGGGUUGUUAUCUUUAUAACUACUGAGUGAAAUCUGACUCCUUAGAAAUCUAUAUUUUCUUUUAAUAUAGUUUUUUUUUAUAAAAUAAAAAGAAAUAACAAAGUCUUUAAGCUAAGGAAAAGAACAUAAUUUUAAAAAACUUUUUGUUACAUUUGGAAAAUAAAUAUUUUUACUAAUUUAAUUAUUGUGCUAUAUUUUAAAUGAGUAUCAGUAUAGAAAGUGCAGCUCUGUUAUCUAAUAAUAUUUGCAUUUGUCCAUACGGAGUUGAUCCAAGAUUUGUGUUGCUUUUUUAUGAGUUCUGUAGUAAAAAGAGUCAAUUCUGCCUUGUUAAAAGAUGUGUGAUAUAGUCCAGUCUGUCUUUUUUACUGUGUCCCCCCCCUUCUUUUCCGGAUUUGUUAUUGUUCAUUAUAAACCAUGGCUAUUCCAUUUUAAA
Molecule: messenger RNA, 5638 nt
Organism: Crotalus tigris (Tiger rattlesnake)
Lineage: Eukaryota; Metazoa; Chordata; Lepidosauria; Squamata; Viperidae
Gene: SLC7A5
Product: solute carrier family 7 member 5
Exons: 10
Coding region: 128-1648 (506 amino acids)
Biological process (GO): amino acid transmembrane transport; neutral amino acid transport
Cellular component (GO): membrane
Molecular function (GO): neutral L-amino acid transmembrane transporter activity; L-amino acid transmembrane transporter activity
Source: RefSeq, a predicted model, not a curated record